Pseudoliparis swirei is the source of this 4938-nucleotide messenger RNA. It is a transcript of the gene nectin3a, whose product is annotated as nectin cell adhesion molecule 3a. The record is from RefSeq and is a predicted model, not a curated record. Bases 21 to 1682 code for a protein of 553 amino acids. The transcript is spliced from 6 exons. Lineage: Eukaryota; Metazoa; Chordata; Actinopteri; Perciformes; Liparidae. Gene Ontology annotation, biological process: homophilic cell-cell adhesion; heterophilic cell-cell adhesion. Gene Ontology annotation, cellular component: adherens junction; apical junction complex.
CGCACAGACACACAGGAAUCAUGGAGAAACGAGCACUCUUCAGGAGGACUUCGCCAUCUAACGGACUGCGACUAGUCACCUCACUCCUCACCUUUUACGGAUUUGCUUCAGGUGUGAGCAGCAACCAGGUGAUUGUUCCUGAGAAAGUGAAUGCAGUGCUGGGGAAGAACAUCACACUGGGCUGCAGAAUAGAGGUGGGCUCCAACCUGACACAGAGCUCCUGGGAACGGCGUCUUCCUUCAGGCACCAUCACCUUGGCAGUGUUCAACCCCGAGUUCGGGACCUCCUUCUCUCCGGACUACAUCAAGCGCAUCUCGUUUGUUUCCCCUUCUGUACGAGACGCUACCAUUACCAUUGAAGGGGCUGGCUUUGCAGAUGUCGGGUCCUACACCUGCAAAGUGGUAACAUUUCCUCUGGGCAAUACACAAGCAUCAACCUAUGUUAAUGUGUUAGUGGAGCCAAAGGUCUAUGUGUCCGCCGGCCCCAUGGCUCUGCUGGAUGGUGGGAACGAGUCACUGGUGGCGACCUGCAUCGCCGAGCGGGGCCGUCCCGCCGCGGAGGUUUUCUGGGAGACGGAGCUGUAUGGACGGAGUGAGAAGCAAAGUCAGGACGAGCCCAACGGCACCACCUCUGUACACGUGCACUACAUGUGGCAACCGCAGAGCUACGCCCUGGGGAAGAAGCUCACCUGUGUGGUGCGCCACCCGACCCUGCUUACAGAGUUCCGCAUACCGUACAUACUAAACGUUCAGUUUGCACCAGUGGUAUCGAUUUUGGGAAUUGACAAAAAUUGGUUCGUGGGUCAAGAGAAUGUAAAGUUCAACUGUGGCGCCAAAGCCAACCCGCCUGCUCGCCACUUCACAUGGACCAGGUUGGAUGGAUUGAUGCCCGAGGGUGUUGAGCAAUCAAACAAUAGCUUUGCUUUCACUCGCCCGUUGGAGCGCAACGACUCUGGAGUGUACCGCUGCGAAGUGAUAAACGACAUUGGUCUCCGCACUCAAGACGUAAACCUCUGGGUACAAGAUCCUCCCCCGACCACGGCCGCCCCGAGCACCACUGCAUCCGUCCUCCGCGACACCUCUGGCCCGGGCACCGCUGCGGACCAGCAGAGAGGAGCCCUGUUCACAUCCCCGACCCUGGCCUCCGUGCACGACGGCAGCCUGGGUACCAUAGUCGGUGGGGUUGUGGGCGGAGUUUUAUUCCUGAUCCUCUUGCUGGUCCUCGGCGGGGCCUGCUUCAUGCGACAGCGCAGGACCUUCAGGGGGGACUACUACACCAAACAGUACCUGGGACCCUCCGACAUGCAGAAGGAGUCUCAGCUGGACGUGCUGCAGCCGCAUGAGCUGCAGGAGGUCUACGGGGACAAGACGAGCAAGGGCAGCCAGGAGCUGAAACCCAAACUGGGCGGAGACAUCAUCUACCCCGACUACACCCCUGACCACAAGGAGAGGGAUGACUGGGCUGACAAGGGGGACGCCCACAGGGGCCUCAAGGAGGGAAACUACUACCCAGAUAACUACAACACCCAGAACGUGCACCCCUGCGGGCCUCCUGUUCACAGCCCCGCCGUGAACAACGGCUCCCCCUGCCUCCCGGAGGACUGCUAUGACAAUGGUACAGACGGCGACUACGUCUCCCACAUGGACGGAUCUGUGAUCUCACGCAGGGAGUGGUAUGUUUGAGGAGCCGAGGGGGGAAGAAAACGGACAAACGAACCGACUGACUGCGAAUGAUUUAACAACCGACGGAUAUAAAUAUCAUUAAAGGCGUCAUUUCACUUAACGGGUGAAUUCGAUUUCUCAGCUCCGUUUCACAACGAGCUCUUUGAACAAUACUGCUCUGCCUUGAUUGUAACCACUUAACCUUAAGGACUUGUUCGUGGAUUGUAUUACACUUUUGUGGCAUUUCAAGGAACUACAAAUGAUCUGCAACGCCUCGGGGAUGAUAUCUGUAGGCUUAAGAGGCUUUGGCAUACAGUGAAGUUUCAACUGAUGUGAAUGAGGUUUUGUAUUCUGCUUGUUUGUGUUUGCACCUGUCGUUAACACAGGUCAAAGGUCAGGUUUUCCGCUUCUUGAUAGUGAAGUAUUUAUAUCCCUGAGCUCUACUCCCAUAAAACCUCACGACUUCUGUGGUAUUUCCCAAAUGCUCUUUUGAUUUACUUUCAGCGUUUUCAAACUGUUGAGAUGUUUCUCAUGGCUGCAGCCAGUAUUUAAAGCAAAUGAUAUUGCAUGCGUUUUCUAAAAGCAUCUAGUUUAAAGGGAAGGUUUGUUGUUCACAUGAUUUAAAAGGGAAAAUCACAGUCAUUGUUCUGAGGGGAAAGCAAACGGACUGACACUAGAACACGACAGACAAAUCCCUGUAACCCUUUGGUUAAGUUCUGUGGCUUUUGCCAUCUCACGGUAUCUUCUGUAAAUUGUUCCUGCAAUGGUCCACCUGUUACCUGACAGAGAGGGAGGCCUGUGAAGUACUCACAGACAGGAAAGCAGACGAUGGCUGUCUUGUUUUGAAUCCGCUUUUUUUUUUUAAUGAAUAACCUCGGUCAGCGCUAAUUGUGAGAAAUACUUUUUAGUUUCCUGCGGGUGCUUCACAAGGAGAGUUUCCCAUGCUGGAUGACACGCAUGAGCUGUUUUCUCUGAGUCCUUAUUGUCUAGUGUGGGAAUGGCGAACCCUGCCACCACCAAUACAAACUACAGCGAGAUCAUUACUGCAGAAAAAAAUGCUGAUCAUAAAUGCUCUUAAAAAUGGGGUUGGAUGUCAUGAAAGUCUUAAGGAUUACAACGUUAACCAAAUACAAUACUGUCAUUAGCCUGUUGAAAUGUGUGAACUCAGUCACUUUCUUGCAGUGAAAAAGCACAACUCCAUUAUUCCAGUCGUCGGUGAUCAUCAAAGAGAGCCUACCAGGCUUUCGCCCUCUCCACUUAGCCAUGAUAACAGGCUGCAUCGCUGUCUUUUCCAUUUUCCCUCCUUUAUCGUCUGAUUUCUGUCUGCACACAAACAUCAAUUGGUCAUUACGGGUUUUAUUUUAAACGUUGGAUCAAAGCGGAGUUAUAAAUACCAGAUGUGACCAUCACAGCUGUCAUCAUCUGACGUUAUGUGGCUCCAGAAACCACCAACAGUUUCACUGCUACCCCCCCCCCCCCCCCGCGACCCCGCCACCCCAGAUUCAUGACGAUAUAUAUAAGCAUAAUAUUUUUUGGGGGGUGAAGAAAGUCAGGCAGUGUAGAAAAAAUAGCACUAAUAAACUGGUGCUUCAGCUUUAUUAAGUAAGUGAUUGAUGUAUGAUUGCGUAAAUACCUCCCAGCCCAGUUGGACUGGUUGCGUGCGGCUGACAUCACGACUGAUCACAGGACCGGCGCUAAUGUUGGGGUUUGGCUGCUCAGCCCCUCGGCGGAUAUACAGCGAUCAUGGAAACCAGAAAUUUAAUCCACGAGUGAAAAAAUUGGUGGAAGAACCAUCUCGGUUUGAGCUGUAAUGCCUCCCAGAGCGAUGCUUCUUUUUUCUUUUUGUUCCUAUAAGCAACAAACCCAGUGACGUUCAGUUGAAACAAAAGAGUCGACCUCAUGAAUGAUCUCAUCUCUCGCUGCUUCAUUUGACCUUCCACUUCUUUUUGUUUCUUUUUUUUGUUGUUUCCUCAGGUGAUCAAAGUGGCUUCACAUGGAUGCUGAAUGUCACCGUUUUUGGAAAUAUCCCUCUUUGUGACAGAAACAUAUUCUUUUAUCAGGACCUGGGGGGGAGGGUUAUAGAUUGUGGGCGUUCCAUGCCAGGGCUUUGGUCGAAAGGAUUAGAUGUCUGAGAAUAAACUACUUUAAUCUCACUCUCGUCGUCGCACACACGCACCAAUCCACCACACAUCUGCCUCUGCAGCCCACAUUCGAAAAGCAGUCCGCGCCUCAAACCUUCAGCUUUUUAAUUAACUUUGUAUUUCUUUUUUCCUCUCUCUCUCGUACUUGGCAACCAAAGUGCAUAAACUCUGUCUGCAUGCACACAUUUGUUUUUUUAUAUAUGUAAGGCGGAUUCCUAGCUGUCAACCUGUUUCCUAUUUUGGGAAAGGCACUCCAUGCAAACUGCCUUUCUCUGCUCUAAAAGUUAUCUUUUUCCUUCAGCAUCUGUUCAUCUCAAAAGACGGUUUGAGCUGAAGUCAUUAAUGUUAUUCUUUCUUUUCCUUUUCUUUUUAUUCUGUUGGAUCACUCAACUGGUUGCAUGUAAACUAAGUUAUUUGCUCCCUACUACGUUCAUUAUCUCUCAUAACGAAUGUUUUGAACAUGUACAUAAUGCUAAUAGGGUAGCGUAGGAUUAGCAGUUUGAUUUAUAUGCUCAUGUACAGUUUGUUCUGGACUCCCCUACUGAAUAGUUGGUGCCUUAGAUGGGCUGAGCAAUGCACAGAAGCUUUGAAAAACAACAAGCAUUAAUAUAAAGGAUAUGAAUAUCGUCAAAGAGGAGGACUGACUGGUCUGUUACGAUAUCGUACAUCUUGAUAUUUAAGAUUUGCUGUUAUCAGAAUAGACAAAAGGUUGAUUGUCAUGCCUUAUACGCUUUAAAAGGACACAUGUAACAAGUUGGUUACUGAGUAAUAAGUAAAGUUUCACUGGGAAUUUAGACAAGCCAGAUUCAAAGAAAAUAUUGUUAUCCUGUAAAUAUGCUGGCUAUUUUACUUUUUAUUAUGAUUAUUGAAGAAAAAAAACUUAUUUUUUGUAAGCGGUCUAAUUUUUCCAGAGCAUUAGUUUAUCUUAUGUGCGUUGGAGAAGUGCACAUCUCAUGAUGCUGUAGUGGGUGAGCCUGUUUUCAUUGCAUUUUAUAUUUGUUCUCGAGAGUUUCCGACCAAUUAUUUUGUAUGUUUGAAUGAUUGAUGUCUCACUGGAAUCAGAGGUGAAAGUGUGAUUGUAGAUUGUAUUACGUUUUUUUGUUUGCAAUAAAGAAAACAUUAUUAUUGCACUCAAA